Molecule: messenger RNA, 2638 nt
Organism: Drosophila kikkawai
Lineage: Eukaryota; Metazoa; Arthropoda; Insecta; Diptera; Drosophilidae
Product: dipeptidyl peptidase 3
Biological process (GO): proteolysis
Cellular component (GO): cytoplasm
Molecular function (GO): metalloexopeptidase activity; dipeptidyl-peptidase activity
Source: RefSeq, a predicted model, not a curated record
GUCACAUCCUGGACUGGUCACACUCCCUGCACCUGUACAACUUGCAAAAAUCUGUCGGCGGAAUCCUUUUAUUUCUUCAGUUCUUCUUUUCCGAGUUUGGGCGACGAGUAAUGUAAUCUCUCACAGAAAAGUUGGCCCAUUUCGAAAUUGCCUCAGUCAUGUUUUGGCUUAAAUCCGUACAGAGGUGCCGGCAGCAUCUGAACAGCAGGCUCUGCCAAGUCCGCUGUAACAGAGUUUAUUCCGGGAGAACUCUCACUCUCUCUGGGCCGAGCACUCCGCGAUUCUUCAGAGACUCGUCCGGCGUUUGUAGCUCCCUCCGACUUAGACCACUGUCCAUCCGCUACAGUUGCAGCGCGAAUAUACCCCAGCCCGCUGACAUGGCUAGUAAGACCGCCCACUUCGUCCUGCCCAACACGCAGCCCAUCGCCGAUCUGGACUGCAAGAGCGCCUUCGAGAACCUGACCGAGAAGGAGAAGCUCUAUGCCCACCACUUCAGCAAGGCUUCCUGGGACGGAGGCCUCAUCGCUGUCAUCCAGUCAAGCCCUGAGGCGCCACUUGUAUUCUCCCUGCUGCACCGCAUCUUUGUGGCAGAGAAGCCGGCGGAGCUCAGGGUUAAGGCUCUUGAAGCAGGAGUCAGCGUCGAUGAGUAUACGGGCUUCCUGGUCUAUGCGUGCGGCGUGUUCGCCAACGCGGGCAACUACAAGGGAAUGGGCGAUAGCAAGAUCGUGCCCAAUCUGCCCGAGGCGAAGUUCGAAGCUAUUGUACGCUCCUCCGCUGCCUACGCCACCGAGCCACGCGUGGGCAAGAUCUUCGAGAAAGUCAAGGAUUUGGUGUAUGCAUUGGAGUCGCGAAACGAAAUACUGGGAUUCGCUCCCGAUGGAAUAACCACAUACUGGUCAGAUAACUGCACCAAGGAGGAUUCUGAGAUUGUCAACAAGUGGCUAACCUCCAAGCGCAUCGAACCCUACAUGUGCCGCACGUUCAAGGUGCUGGAAAAUGGUCAAACCAUCUACGAUGUCAAGUUGGGGUCGGUGGCGGAGUCCCCGCAGGACGGGAUCACACUGCCUCUGGAGGAGUUCAACGGCAACAAGUUCCGCGUAACCCGUGGUGACUACCGAAAGCUCCUGCAGCGCGUCAACAUGCACCUUUUGGAGGCCCAGAAGUACGCGGCCAACGAAAAUGAGUCCAAGAUGAUCGAGCACUACGUUCGGUCCUUUGAGCAGGGCUCGCUUGCCGAGCACAAGGACGGAUCCCGCUGGUGGAUCAAGGACAAGGGACCCGUUAUUGAGACCUACAUUGGCUUCAUCGAAACCUACAGGGAUCCGGCUGGAGGUCGCGCCGAGUUUGAAGGCUUUGUGGCCAUGGUGAACAAGGAGAGCUCAGCUAAGUUCUCCGAGCUUGUGAAUCGCGCCGAGAAACUGGUGGAGUACCUACCCUGGACGAAGCCGUACGAGAAGGACUCCUACCUGAAGCCGGACUUUACCUCCCUCGAUGUGCUUACCUUCGCCGGCAGCGGAGUGCCCGCCGGCAUCAAUAUUCCCAACUACGACGAAAUCCGCCAGGACGAGGGCUUUAAGAACGUCUCACUGGGCAAUGUGCUGGCCAACAUCAACCGCAAGGACCCCAUUCCCUUCCUGACCGAAGAAGACCAGACCUUGAUGAAGGAGUACAAGGUGAAGGCCUUCGAGGUUCAAGUAGGUCUCCACGAACUCCUGGGUCACGGCAGCGGCAAACUGUUCCGGAUCGACGAGAAGGGAGUCUACAACUUUGACAAGGAGAACACCGAGAACUUGAUCACUGGCGAAGGCAUCUCGACGUGGUACAAGCCGGGAGAAACAUACGACACGAAGUUUGGGGCAAUUGGAUCUUCGUAUGAGGAGUGUCGUGCUGAAGCCGUGGGACUAUAUCUCUCCCUGCAGCGGGACAUUCUGGAGAUCUUCGGUUUCAAGGAUAAGGCGGAGCAGGACAACAUCAUUUACGUUAACUGGCUGAGUCUUAUUUGGAACGGCAUGGGCGUGGCCCUGGAGAUGUACAACCCCAAGUCAAAACUGUGGCUGCAGGCCCACUCUCGCGCCCGGUUCGUCAUCAUGAAGGUGCUCCUGGAAGCUGGCGACGGACUGGUGAAGAUUGAGGAAACCGAGGGCGGAAAAAAUCUUCUGCUGACAGUGGAUCGCAGUAAGAUCGAGACCGUGGGAAAGAAGGCUCUAGGGGACUUCCUUACAAAACUCCAAGUCUACAAGUCAACGGCGGACAUCCAGGCGGCCAACAAGAUGUACGAACACUACUCGGAGGUGAACGAGAGCGGGUCGCAUCCGUGGGCCAAGUGGCGGGACAUUUGUUUGGCGCACAAGAAGCCGCGCAUGAUCCUCGUGCAGGCCAACACUGAGGUGGGCAAGGACCAGAAGGUGCACCUGAAAACUUACGAGCCAACUCACGAGGGCUACAUCCAGUCCUGGGUGGAGCGCUACCCCUCCACGGACAUUGACGACCUGCUGGAGUCGAUUGUGGAAAAGGACAAGAAGUACUUUCCGACCGCCUUCGAAACCUGAAUUGUUACGCAUUUAACAAUGUCCCAUAAGCUUGUACUAUGAUUUUCAAGUAAUUACUAAAUUGUCAUUUAAUGACGAAGUAUACAUUA